This is a messenger RNA of Lathyrus oleraceus (garden pea), 1311 nucleotides long. RefSeq lists its product as uncharacterized. NCBI's taxonomy places the organism in Eukaryota, Viridiplantae, Streptophyta, Magnoliopsida, Fabales, Fabaceae. The transcript has a single exon. The coding region runs from base 1 to 1311 and encodes 436 amino acids. The record is from RefSeq and is a predicted model, not a curated record.
AUGUCAGUUGCGACAUACUACGGAAAGUUGAAACUGUUGUGGGAUGAGUUGGCCAAUUACGAUCAAAUCCCGAUAUGCAGUUGUGGUGGAUGCAAGUGUGAUAUAUCAUCAAAAAUAGAAAAGAGAAUAGAGGAAGAAAGAGUUCAUCAAUUCCUUAUGGGAUUGGAUGAUGCAAUUUACGAGACUGUUCGAUCCAAUCUUCUUGCAACAGAUCCGCUGCCCAAUCUCAAUAGGAUAUACUCAACAAUGAUUCAAGAAGAAAGGGUGAGAAUGAUGACUAGAACCACAGAAGAAAGAAGAGAAGUGAUGAGCUUAGCUGUUCAAACAAACGGACGUGCAUUCAAAGGAAGAUGGGAUGGAAAAUACAAGUUUGUGUCUUGUACACAUUGUCAUCGAGCAGGACAUGACGCAGGAAGUUGUUUUCAACUUGUUGGUUAUCCCGAGUGGUGGGGAGACAGACCAAAAAAUGAAGGGAAAAGUGGUGGACGGGGCAAGUCACUGCAGCAAGCAGGAACUGGACGAGGAAGAGGAGGAAUUGUGCGUGCAACUGUGAAUGUUGUACACAGAGGUGGAACAAGUGCAGAAACUGGGGUUUCACACGGAGAUGGUUUUGGCUUGGCUGGAAUCAGUGAAGAACAAUUGCAAUCGUUGGUAGGAUUUCUAAAUGUUCAUAAAGCAAACUCCAAUGACAAGAUGACAGGUGAGUGCGAUAUGAAUACAUGGAUAAUUGACACAUGUUGUUCUAACCACAUGAUUGGAAACUUGAAUCAUAUGCGAGAACUAAGAGAUAUUCAAAGUUGUUCGGUUGGCCUACCUAAUAGAGAACAUGCUUCUGCAAUCAAAGAAGGAAGUAUAGUGUUGGAAGGAGGGUUAAAACUUGAUAAUGUUCUCUUUGUGCCAAAAUUAAAAUGCAACUUGAUAUCUGUUUCACAAAUGAUGAAUGAAUUAAAAUGUGUCAUUCAAUUCACUGAUAAGUUAUGUGUUAUGCAGGACCGUACUUCGAGGACGCUGAUUGGAGCGGGUGAACAAAGAGAUGUGCUUUAUUUCUUCAGAGGAGUUCGAAGAGAGAGAGCUUGUAAGACUGAUGGAUUCCACCCAAUGGACCUUUGGCACAAACAGUUGGGACAUCCUUCCUUAAAAAUUUCAAAGUUAAUUCCUCAAGUGAGUAGACACAGAGAUAUCAAUGUAGUGAAUAAAGCAUGUGAAGUUUGUUUUAGAGCCAAACAAACCAGAGAGAAGUUUCCUUUGAGUCAAAAUAAAGCUAGUAGUGCUUUUGAAUUAAUUCACUGUGAUUUAUGGGGAGCAUAUUAG